Owenia fusiformis is the source of this 4936-nucleotide messenger RNA. The record is from the annotation of a GenBank genome assembly. Lineage: Eukaryota; Metazoa; Annelida; Polychaeta; Sabellida; Oweniidae.
CAAACAUGGAAGUCGAGAUAAACUUAGAAAAUCAAAAAUUGUACUGGAACAAUCUCAAAUAGUUGCAGGAAUAUAAACUAUUUUGAGGAAUACAUAAUACCGAUAUAUUGAUAAUGUCAUCAGCCGGGAAGAAGUUGGUGUUAGGCUUCGGAAAGUCGCGGGGUUCGAAGAAAAAGACCAACAUUCCUGAGGACUCCCUGCAAAAUUCAAGAGAUGCGUGUAAAAUGCGUAGAAGAGGUAGUGCUGAGAAUCUUAAACGUGACUCGACCGACUCUCCUUAUAUGGAUCAUAGCGAGAUCCUCUCACUCACUCAAGAUGUAAGAAGAUUUUCUGAUGUCCUUGCAAGGUUGAAAAAAAUCCUUCAAAGUGAUACAGACAAAUCUGAGAAGGGAGAUAGUGUACGUGUUUUGGCGCAUGACAGGUUGGGAGAGGUGCUCUCUAUAUUAAAGAUGGUGCUACAGAAGUAUCCCUCCCUCCACUCUACAGAUAUCCUCACUGCUGCAGGACUUCUGAUAUCUUUCAUCAAAAAUUAUACAUAUGAUGGUGCCACUAGUCAACUUGCAGAGUUUCAUGAUAACAUAGACCAACUUGCCUUGGCAUUCAGCAGCAGUGUCUCAGAAUACCUGAUGGGAGAUGUGGACAUUGUACAGCCUAUGGCAAAAACUAGAUCAUUUGAAGAGCUCCCUGGAUCAUCUGAACCUGUUGAAGUACAAAUGGAGGCUCUUGUUGGGGAAGACAUAGAUCAUGCCUUACUGAAGAUGACAUCUGGUGUGGAGCUUGCCCUCCAGAGGAGUAAAGCCUGGUCGAAAUAUGCCAAAGACAUCAUCACCUACAUUGAUAAAAGGACACAUUUAGAAUUUGAAUUUGCCAAGAAUCUGAGCAAGUUAGCUCAAGGAAUGAAAUCUGUACUAACUGAUGAGAGCUUCCUCCCCAUGCAAUCCAUUUAUUGCACUGCUCUGGACCAGGAUCUUGACCAUGCUGGCAUGCUUCAAGGCACAUGUGCUCUCAUUAAUACACACAAAUUCAUUGAACCCUUAGAAGCAAGAAGAAAUGAACAUGAGAAAUCUAGAAAAGCGUUAAAAGAUCUGUGGGCCAAAGAGUGUAGGAAAAUGCAAGAUGCAGUCAUUAACCUGCAGAAAGCAAAGGCCCUGUAUAUACAGAGACAGCAGGAGUAUGACAAAGCCAGGGAUUCGGUGGCAAAGGCUGAGUAUGAGGUUCAAGAAAAGAGUAGUAGUAAGGCUGAGAGCAAGGUUGAUAAGAGAAAGAAGCUGGAAGAGGAGGCAUUACACAGGGCUGUUGAGGCUGAGACUACCUACAAGGCAUGUAUAGUGGAGGCCAAUAACAGGCAACAAGAGCUGGAGAAAAUCAAAGCUGAUAUUCUGGCCAGGAUUAGAAGUUUGAUGCACCAGUGUGAUGAAACAAUGAAGACAGUCACAGUUGGCUACUUUCAGCUCCAACAUACAGCCACUGCACCAGCCCCAGUACAGUUUCAGACACUUUGUGAGAGCAGUAGGCUUUAUGAGCAAGGUGCCCAGUAUGCAGAGUUUGUUCGCUGCUUGCCAGUACCACAGACCAGUUGUCUACCAGAGCCAUAUGUCUUUGAGCCAUAUACAGGGAGCAAAGAUGACAGGAAGGGGAGUGGAGACGUGCAGAUCACAGUUGAUGACACAGAAGGAUAUCCUCGUAAAGGUGGAUAUUUGGAGAAGCACCGCAAUGCACAGCAAGCAGUAAGAGCGUGGGGACAGUUACAAGGGAGUGAUACCGACAGUAGUAAAUCACGAGAUUCAUCUCCUUCUGCUUCACCGUACACUCAACAACGUCGUAAGAUCGUUAGUGGACAUAGUCUGGAAGAAAUGGCAGACCACGACGAAAAUGAUGCUAGUCUUAACCUCAGUGGGCCAUUUCAGAAUGCCCUUGUAUCCAAAUGUGGCCUUACCCAUGUGUUCCGCAAACUGAGAUCACCCGCAAAAUGUAGAGAGUGUGACAGCUAUGUAUACUUUCAAGGUGCUGAAUGUGAAAAGUGUGGUCUAGCCUGCCAUAAGAAGUGCCUAGAGGUCCUAGGGGUGCCAUGUGGAAGUAAGCCACCGGUUAGGAGGAUGACUACCUUUGGUGUAGAUUUCAUGGCUCAUGUCAAAGAAACCAAUGUAGAAAUCCCCAUUUUGGUGCAGAAAUGUGUCAAAGAGAUAGAAGAAAGAGGAAUAGAUAUAAAGGGGAUCUACAGGGUGUCUGGAGUGAAAUCAAAGGUGGAGAAACUGUGUGAGAGUUUUGAGAACAAUGAAUCCUCCGUCGAUCUCUCAGAACACAAUGUCAAUGUUAUAUCCAAUGUAUUAAAGCUAUAUCUACGGCAGCUUCCAGAGCCCCUGCUUACAUUUAGACUUUACCUUGAGUUCAUCAAAAUGGCGGAAAAAGACCAAGGAACAGAAACAGGUGGCAGUGCCGAAACUUUGCAAACGCUGAAGUCUCUAGUCCAGAAGCUCCCUGUUCAAAACUUUAAAACAUGUGCAAUGAUGAUGCACCAUUUAAGUCGUGUGAGUAAGAUGGAAGAACAUAAUCAGAUGGGAGCUUGUAAUCUUGGCAUUGUGUUUGGUCCAACACUCCUCCGACCAAGCGAAGGAAAUGCCUCUCUGAACUCCCUGAAGGAUACACCUUUUCAGACAAGGUCUGUUGAGCUCCUCAUUAUCAAUGCAGAGAUGCUGUUUGGACCUGCUGAGAAUGUUUACCCUAAGUCAAUGCAGCCUAAAGAGCCAACAUUAGAGAGCCUGAAUGAGGAAAAUGCUGAUGACACUACAGAUCAGAAAGAGGCUUCAUCUCAGAAAGAGGCCUCUUCAACAAAUGAUCUCCUUGUACAGCCUUCUCAGAUGAACCCUGAUGAGGAAAUAUCUGGUGCAAUGAGCCUACCAGGCAUGGCAGAUCCAGUUCAUAUAGCCCCUCUUACAGACGCAGCAUCAUCAUCUGUCAGCUCAGUUGCCCCAAGUAAAACUAGUCAACCUGAAGACACCAAUCCUUCAACAGUAGCUGCUUUAUCCAAGACUCCAGCAUUUGAAGGUGGUGAUGAACAAGAGGUUCCUUAUGCUGAUGAUGACAGAGAACCACAGUUCGUUUAGUCAUGACACACCACAUAGGACUUCAUUUACCUCUUUUAAUCAUUGGGCUCUCUUUUCUGGAUGAACAGCUGUGGAAAAUAUAUAAUUAGUUGUAAGAGUAGAGAUUGAAAGCAGUUUUUCAGUUCUAGUAAAAUAUGGAUUUUCUGUCAGUAAAGUACAACAGCAUUACAUGAUGGAUUGGUUUCAUAAAAAUGUCUGCUUGUUAUAUUCGGUUGUAACUUUAUGAACCAAUGUACUCACCCACCAAAUUAGGAAUAUAACAAAUGUGAAAAUUCUAGAUUUCUAUGGAAUAUCAGAAUUUGAGAAAUGUUGGGAGGGGUCAAAAUCAAAAUCAAAUUCAUCAUUAUAUUUUCCUGCAGCUGUCAGCAUUCAACUCUGUCCGCGAUCAUCUCUGGUCAGAAAAAUAGCGUGGAAUCCAUUUUGAAUUGCAUUUUACUUUACUAAGAUCAUACUUUGUUUAUCCAGAAGUUAAGAAAUCUACGGUAGUUAUAUUAUAUCCAAUUAGAUUAAGGGUAUUUAUGAGUGAGUAUUUAAAGCUAGACUGAUUAGUUUACCUAGCUGCUAUCAGUUAUUAGAUGUCAUACAACAGCAUUAUUGACCUGACAUCAAGUGCAUUGCACCUGACAUCAUCUUACUUGACACAAAAAUGUUCAACUAUUUGCUGUGGCAUUGAGAAUAGACAUACUUUUACAGUGUUCACAAUUUAUCUUAAACUUCACAUCAUUGACCGAUUACCAUUGAUAUUAGACAUAUCAUAUCAGACAAUAUUGAUAUUAGUAGACCUUACUUCUUCCAGUAUUAAGAAAAGUAUAAGUAAAACAUAAAACCUAAUAGGGGAAUUUGAAAAUUGAAAAGUGGAGGCACAAUAAUAAUCCAUUUUUAGGCUGCCAUAGUAAGCAAUUGUGACUGAGGCUUUAAAUGUAGCUGGUAUCUUCUGUUUAUGUUAUAACUGAUGGAGUAAUGUCCAGUGAAUGAACACCAUUUCAACCACAAAUUUCAGGUGUUAUAUUAUUUUCAUUUUUCAACUUGUAUAUCACAGCAAUAAUUUAUUUGAAUUGUAGAGAUAUCUACAGAGUGGGUCAAAAAAGAAAGAAACUGUAUUAAAUGUAAAUCUUACAAGAAGAAAUUAUUACAACACAACAUUCAUCAUAGAUGUGGUUUAAAGAGGACUUCCAGCAUAUUGAUUUGUUACAGCUUCCCAAUCCAGAUAAUGCAAAAGUGUUAUUUACCAAAAUGUUGGAAAUCAAUUCAUAUGUGAUGUAUAUAAUUUAUUUCAUUUAAGAUUGUCUAUUUCAUUUUUAUCAUUUCAUUGUCUAUUUGUUUUUUGUCCCACUCUGUAGUAAGCAAGACAGACAGGGUUUUUGUGACACCAUGAGGAACAAUGUUCCACAUUUACAACUAUUUCCAAGUGGUGCAAUUUUGUCAUGUUAAUCCCUGAUAACUAUUUUAUAUAUUUUGGAAUGAAAAUAACAAUCAUCAACAUAUUUAUAUUUAUUUGAAUCAUGUAUUCUGAUUCUCUGGAUUUAGGUACUCAAUUUACCACAUUUGAUAUUGUUAUGUACUGUACCUGUACUGUAUAGAAACAUCUACAUUGUAUUGCUUUUGCAACGUGAAUAUUUGUAAUGUUCUUUUUUCAUUGUGUGCUCUAUAUGUAGAUCAUCUUAUUAAAAAUAUUGACUGAUAGACUAAUUUGAAAUAUAAUAAUAAUGUCUAAUUUGAACAAAGUGAGCCAGUGAGAUGCAGGCAAAUUAUUAUAUGAUUCUUAGAAUAUAUUUUGAUGCUUCAACCUGUUACUGGUUUCCUUGCAGUACAGGGUGUUCCAAAAGUAACAG